Messenger RNA from Clarias gariepinus (North African catfish), 1566 nucleotides. RefSeq lists its product as uncharacterized. The record is from RefSeq and is a predicted model, not a curated record. Bases 58 to 1566 code for a protein of 502 amino acids. Lineage: Eukaryota; Metazoa; Chordata; Actinopteri; Siluriformes; Clariidae. The transcript is spliced from 2 exons.
GAGUCCUUACAGUUGGAUGGAAUCAUUGGAACACACAGUGUGAUCUCCUUAACUACCAUGGCACCAUAUUGGAAGAAUCACAGGAGUUCGGUAAGGGAAGGAGCUGUUUGCUUUGUGCUGGGAGCAGUAGGAGGAUGUGCAUUAGGAGCCACAGUGACUCCAGUACAGCAGGCCAUGACUGAGAUUAUUUCAGGGUCACUACUGCAACCAGUCACAGAUGCCAUGAGGACUGUGGGGCCACUGGGGCUGGGGACUUUACUGGGAGCAACUGCAUUAUCCACAGCAAUGGCUUCAGCUGCAGCAGGAGUCAUCGUGGCUGCUUUAGUUUCUUUGCUGCUCAUGGCGCAAAAGAAACAAGAGUCUAUGAGUGGAUUUGUGUGGAUUGCAGCUGCGGUAGCUGCAGCCCUUAGCACAACAUCCUGUGGAGCAGCUCUUGGGUUUGUUAUAGAAAAACACAUCAUGAAGUCUGGGGUCAUGGCACUUCUCUGGGCUCUAGGGAUAUUCACUCUGCUGAAAGCAUUAAUUCACAUUGUGGUAAAGCUGGCAUUCAGAAAAUGGGAGUGCUGUAGCAUUUUUGUCACACGAGCUGAAGAGCAAUGCUACAAGAGACUGGACAUUUUGGACGCAGAGCAGAGAGAAAAAGUCACCGUGGAGAUUGAACAGAUUAUGAUAGCCCUUGAGGCAGAAAAAAGCUUGGAUGGAGAGAAUGGCCAGGAUUUCAGAGCUGCUUGGGAGACCCAACGCCAGAACAGAGAGGAAAUAGAGAAAAAGCAAAGGAAAGCAAGGGAACUAACAUUGAUGCAAAAGAGCAUUUAUGAGCGUCUGACCAACAUUUUAGCCAAAUAUGUAGAGUUUCUGACUUUCUCCAGCAUUCCAAUGAUAGUGACUGCCACUGUGACUGCUGGCUUAGGAAUCUUUGGAUAUGGGGAUUACAGAUUUGUUUUUGUUGUCCUAUUAGUCUUAGUCCUAUGCAUGGCCUUUAUACUAAUAAGGUCGAUGCAUUUGAACUUCUGGAUAUUCACAGCCUGCGUAGGAAUAUUUGCCACAUUCUCCAUCGCUGUGCUCACGGUGCAUGCAGGACAGGAAGUGCUGGAGAUGUCUGUAAGAAUGCGAAAGGCUGGACAGGUACUAAGUAAUGAAAACAUUGCUGCCAGGAUGGAGCACAAAUCUUCACUAGAAGCCAUAGGAUCAGGGUUUUUUGUAUCCAAAAUGAUGCAGAUCGCUUUAGGUGCCUCAAUGGGAGGUCCAUUGGAUCAGAAGGUGCUAGAUAAAGUUAUAGUGGGAGCAUCUGUUACAACAGUAGCUCUUCUUUCAACAGUUGAAACCUUGUCAACCACUCUUGGGAUUGGUGGUACAACUGGGGCAUUGCUGGGGGCACUAGGGGCAGCUGGGGUGUCUAUGGGAGCAACUGCAGCUGUAUCAUUUCAGUGCUCCUCAUGGGCAGGAACCAUAAGCACCACAGCUGGGAUGUUAUCUGGGGCUUUAACCGUUGGAAACUGGGACAUCACUAACAUUGGACUGCAGAUAAUUGUGGCCUACAUGUUUGCUGUGACAAAUCCAUACUAA